GUGCUCGCAGAGAACGAGAACCUGAGGCUCAGGCUGGACGCAGCUGAGCAGCGGCUGGCCAUGGGCGAGCAGCGAGCAGGAGAUCGCGGCCUUGGCGCAGCAGCAGCAGCAGGUCUCGGCGAAUGCCAGAUGGUCGACGCGAGGCUGCUGAACAAGCCGCGCACGUUCACGGGCCUGCGCUCAGAGUGGAAGACGCGGUCGCUCGACUUCGAGGCCUACGUGUUUGCGGCCCACCCCCGACUGGGGGAUCUAGUCAACCAGGCAUCGAGGACAGCCGACGUACUGACUGCGCAGAGUGAGAUGGACGCUGCGCUGAACACUCGGUUGUACUACAUUCUGGUCUCGGUGACCUCAGAUGUGGCCAGGGUCGAGGUCAGAAAGGCUUCGCGAGGCGACGGGCCCUCGGCAUGGUGGCACCUGCUGAGGGAGUUCGCGCCGAAGGAGGCGAACCGCAUCGCGGCCAUGCUGGGCCGCAUCAGUCGGUGCGAGUUCGCCGGCCCCGCGAUUGCGAACGUGGCGGGGUUUGAGCAGCCGGCGCGGGAGUGCACUUACCAGAGUGGCGACGUGGCCUCCGACAACAUGAAGCGCAUAUUGUCGACGCGAUUGGCAGGAGCAAAGGGGGCCGCAGAGGCAAAGGCAAUGGGCAAGGACAGCAAAGGCAAGCCCAGGGGCGACUCCACGGGCAAGAAGGGCGACUCGAAGGGCAGGGGCCGAGGGACACGCAACUGCCACUACUGUGGGAAGGUAGGCCAUCUCGCGGCGGACUGCCGCGCGAAGAAGGCCGAUGAGGAGUGUUUCAGGAAGGUUGCCGCGCUGACGGAGUGCCCCCAUGGACAGUCUUCGGCCGCUAAUGCGGCUUCAGCUCUGCAGGGCAGCGGCGCUGGCUCGCAGGCCAGUCUGGCCCCCGCCGUAGAUGUCUCGCACGUGGCGGCGGUACUGGCGCAAUUGCAGCUGCUGCAGCAGCGGGGCUUGGCUUCUACGAGCCCAACCGUCCACGUCGCGAACAUCAGCGUGACCGACCGUACCGACAUCCCAACGCCCGGGGUUUACCAUUGGCAGUUCGGCAUGCUCUACGACAGGACGCAGUGUGACGCGCUGCCAGUGACGGUCGGCGGCGCGGUGGAGUUCGACUGGGCGCUCUUCGACACGGGCUCAGGAUGCACCACCUGCCCCGCAGGAGCUCGCGGACGCGACCGCGAUGCUGCGCCCAAGAUGCUGCCUCUUUAUGAGUUGGCGACGGGCGACGAGGUCAAAUCCAUGGGCGCGAGGAUCGUCGCGGCCGAGAGCGACGGGGUACCUCUGCAGAUCGAGUUCCAGGUGGCGAGCGUGCAGCGCGCCAUCGUGGGCGCGGCGCGGACACUUUUUGCCGAGGGCGGCCACUUCCAGAUCCUCGGCAAUGAGCCCUACAUGCUGCUGACGGAUGGCGGCAAGAUCAGGUUGUGCAGGAGCGGGAAGACGUUCUGGCUCAGUAUCAGGAGGCCUGCCGAGAACGUUGCGGGGCCUAUCCUCGCCAACCCAAUCGAGCCGAACAUUGAGGCGCGAUCCGUACCUCACGAGGCACGUGCCGACGAAGAAGGUGCAUUACCUGGAGCAGAAACCGCAGCACCAUGCCGAUACCAGUGCCACUGGCACCGCUUGCUGCUGGGGGCGCCCAGGAUCAACCUGACCAAGAGGGAGAUCAGCGUGAAGGAGUGCGACGACAACGCGAAGGCGGAGCGCUACUACGAGUUUCUGGGCGACCCGCUCACAGUGCUGAACAUUCUGGAGUUCCAGUCGGGAGCGAUCGAGAGCGCGCAGGUGACAACAAAGGGGCCUGCAGAAUGCGCCGUGGCAGUGACGACAGCGGCGAUGCGCACGUGGCGCCUCGGCGUCGAUGGCGAGCCCGCCAUCCAGGCGCUAGUCCGAGCCGCGCAGCCGGCUCGAGACGAGGAGACCGUUCCCCACAGUGGGCCCAGGCGAGACCCCAAGAGCAAGGGAGCAAUCGAGAACGCCAACAAGAUGGUCGAGGGCAUGUUCCGCACUGGGGGCAUCGAUCGAGUCUCGGGUCGCUCCUACGGAGGAGCUGUCUGCGAUAACGGCGAGACGGUGAUGUACAAGAUCCAGGGCAUAUCCCACCACAAGGCUGGGAUCCGGUGGGGCAAAGCCAUUUGGGUCGGGAAGGCCAACCGCACGGACGAGCACCUCUUGGCGACCGCUGCUGGCAGAAAGACGGCGAGGGCCAUCAGUGGGCGCGUGGGGGGCCAGCGCUGGUCCAAGAGUUUGUUCAACAUGGUCGAGCGCGCGCCGUGGACAGUCGCGCGGGACCAGAAGCAGCACCGCUGCCACCGCGCCGUCGCUACAUCACGAGUGCGAUCAUUGGUCGAGCGGGGCCUGCACCUGGCUGUGACGGCUGCCGCGGACUCGGCCAUCCACUCACUGAAAUCCUGCCGACAGCGCAUCGAAGGAGCACCGUCGGACCCCAUGCAGCAGGACGCCGUGGAGCUGCUGCAGCUGGACGGCAUUGAGCUCGGCAUGAUCGACAUGGAUUCCAACGUCGCCUUGACGGAGGCGAAGCGGGGGCCGACGCAGAAGGUUAUCGCAGGCUUGUGCGUGGACAUGCCGACUGCAGUUCUCGCGCUGACAUGCGACGCCAUCCCCCGCGACAACGCGACGGACAUCAGCAAGCAAGGCAGGGGGAAGGAGCACAGGCAGAUGGAGGAGUUUCAGGUCUUCGGUAGAGUGCCCAAGCAUCUGGCGAAGGGCGAGCGCGUCCGAGGGAAGUGGAUCCACGCCGACGAGGGCGGCAAGUUGUCGGCUAGAUCGCGUUUCGUGGCCAUGCAGUUCGCCUGGGACGUGCGCGAAGGCACCUUUGCAGGCGCUCCACUUUUGGCAGCAUUCAGGCCAGUGGCCCCCGUCGCCUCAAGCCUCUACUCCACGGGGGUCGGCUGCGAAGGCAUGAUCGCGCUCUACGGCGGGCCGGUGGCUUUCAUUCACGCGCGCAGUGAUGCGGACAUCCAUGCGGCCUCACCUCGCGGAGAGGAACCAGAAGGCAUCGUUUACCAGUUGACGCGAGGUCUCUACGGCACGAGACUCGCAUCGUUCCUGUUCCAGAUCUUGAUCAUGGAGGCCACGGGUAAGGGCGUAUUCGUGCGCGUCAAGGUGACGGUGCAGGUCUACGACCGCAAGGGGAGGCUGUUGAUGGUGAUCGUGCAUGGGGGUGACUUCCAGGCUGGGUUUGGCAUCCAGCACGACCGCAAGCACGCGAAGAUUCCGGUCAGCACCAUGCUCAGCAGGAAGGUCGGUGAGAGCAGCAGCACGAAGCGGGCGAUCACCCUUUCCUCCAAGACCACUGGGAAGAAUUGCAGGGAGUCAUCGGGCGAGCUCAGCACGGAGCACGCGACCACCUACCGCAGCGUAGCACCCACUGCUUUGCACGUGGCUCACGACCGAUUCGACAUCCAGCAAGCCGUGGGAUACCUCAUGAGGGGCAUGGUUGGGCCCACCUGGCACCACUGGCUAUUGCCACAGCGGCUGGCGAGCUACCUGGAGCAGCGCCCGCAGUUCGAGCUCUUUUUCCGAGUUCCAAAG
Molecule: messenger RNA, 3567 nt
Organism: Prorocentrum cordatum
Lineage: Eukaryota; Dinophyceae; Prorocentrales; Prorocentraceae
Source: the annotation of a GenBank genome assembly